Molecule: messenger RNA, 6356 nt
Organism: Thamnophis elegans (Western terrestrial garter snake)
Lineage: Eukaryota; Metazoa; Chordata; Lepidosauria; Squamata; Natricidae
Gene: EPS8L2
Product: EPS8 like 2
Exons: 21
Coding region: 264-2456 (730 amino acids)
Biological process (GO): Rho protein signal transduction; positive regulation of ruffle assembly; regulation of Rho protein signal transduction
Cellular component (GO): plasma membrane; ruffle membrane; vesicle
Molecular function (GO): actin binding
Source: RefSeq, a predicted model, not a curated record
AGAAACCGCCUCCUUCCACCUGAUCGCUACUGCGACGCUCGAUCGUCCGGACGCGGAGAAAAGAACCAGCGGCGCCGGAGAAAAGAGAACGACGACAAUCCUGCUUUUUUCCCCCUCGGGAACGAGAGCCGAGGCAUGGCAGGACUCCGAGCCGAUUGAAGAGGACGCGGGAAUCGCGAGCGGGAAAACAGUUACAAGGACCGGCGGCGAAGCAGGAGGGUCCGCCUGCCUGAUCCAACGGAGGUGAAUAUCCUGGAAGCAGUAUGAGCCAGAAAGGAUCCCCAGGCAGCCACUCGGCAAAUGGCAGCAUGGGUAAAGGAGAUGCCAAAAUGAGUGCAAAAGAUUUAUACGAACAAAGGAAGAAAUACUCCAACUCAAAUGUCAUCAUGCACGAAACAUCUCAAUACCAUGUCCAGCACCUGGCUACCUUCAUGAUGGAUAAAAGUGAGGCCAUUGUAACAGUGGAAGAUGCCAUCAGAAAGCUCAAACAGCUGAGCUCCAAAGAGAAGAUCUGGGCCCAAGAAAUGCUGCUGCAGGUGAAUGACAAAUCUAUUCGACUGUUGGAUUGUGGAACUCAGGAAGAGCUCGAAGACUUCCUCCUGCCAACAGUCCAGCACUGCCAGACUGUGCUGAAUCAGAUGCGAUAUGCCUCCAUCCUCCUGUUGGUGUGUCAAGACUCUGAACAGCACAAACCUGACAUUCACUUCUUCAAUUGUGAUGAAGUAGAGGCAGAGAUGGUUCAUGAGGACAUAGAAAGUGCACUUGCUGACCAUAAGUUUGGAAGGAAGAUACGGCCACAGACCCUCAAGGUGAACCAAGAGAAGAUCAAACAGAGGCAAUCCAUCCUUCCCCCACCUCAAGGGCCUGCACCCAUCCCUUUCCACGAUGACAACAGAGGCUUCCAAAAAAACAACCGGAAUCGUGUGAUCCCUCUGUCCCAGCAAGAGUAUGAUCGUCAAAUUAGUACCUCCCAGGAUUUUGAGGAGUCUCGUGCAGCUUUAGCACAGAAGAUUGAAAAAGAAACGCAAAUACUGAAUAGCGCCCUCGGUGAUAUUGAGCUGUUCGUGGCCAAGCUUCAAAAAGCAGCAGAAGCAUUCAAGCAACUGAACCAAAGGAAGAAAGGAAAGAAGAACAAGAAGAAAGGGCCAGCAGAGGGAGUUCUGACUCUGCGUGCAAAACCUCCACAUGAAACCGAGUUUCUUGACUGCUUUCAGAAAAUCAAGCUGGCACUAAAUCUCCUGGUCAAACUGAAAAAGCAUAUUCAGGAUCCAAGUGCUACAGAAUUAGUCCAUUUCCUGUUUGGACCACUGGAAAUGAUUGUUAACACCUGUGGAGGCCCUGAAUUUGCAAGGACUGUCAUCAGUCCACUUCUUGCAAAGGAUACUACAGAUUUCCUGAAAGGGCAUCUUACACCAAAGGAAAUGGCGUUAUGGGAGUCCUUAGGAGAGACUUGGACAAAGUCAAGAGCUGAAUGGCCAAGAGAUGCCAACAUCCCGAGAUAUGUUCCAAAAUUCCACAACGGAUGGGAGCCACCCCUGGAAAUCUUUCGUGGGGUUCCAUGGGAAAUCGAUAUUGGCCAUUUGCAAGAAGAGCUGUCAUCAUCCAAUGGGUGUUCCAAUCGCCACUUGAAGCCAAUCCAGACUUCAGACCAAAAGCAAGGGGCGCAUGCCAUUGCUCAGCAUGUUACUCAACAUGUAAAUAGGAAUUUUGAGGCACAGGGUAUGGCUCAGUCAAAGAGAUAUGCCAAAAUUCUUUAUGAUUUCACCGCUCGAAAUGCAACUGAACUGUCAGUGCUGAAAGAUGAAAUUCUUGAGGUGUUGGAAGAUAACAAACAAUGGUGGAAGCUGAGGAACCGAAGUGGACAGGCUGGUUAUGUUCCAUAUAAUAUUUUAGAUCUGGUGACUCUGGAGGAUUUUGCAGCAAUGGAGCAGAGUAAUCAGAAAUACCGAGACUUGAGUCCACGAGCAUCUGUAUCUUCCAGCCCAUCCCAUAAGUUACCUCCCGGCUAUGCUGGCGAGAAAUGGGGAAGUGAAAUGGCAGCCCACAGUUCUUCAGAAGCCAAAGGACAAUUGAUCCAUCACAUGGACGAGGUCAAUGAUGAACUGCUGAAAAAGAUCACAAAUAUCAAAAUCCAGCAACCUCAAAGGAAUUUUAGAGUAGAGAAGACACAGCAAGUUCACGUGCCCUUAACCUUUGAAUCCAAUGCUAUGGAAGUCAGAGUUUGGCUGGAAGCAAAUUCAUUCAACAAAGGAACCGUGGACCAUCUUGGUAUACUGACAGGAGCACAGCUUUUCUCCUUGAACAAAGAAGAAUUGAAAAAAGUAUGCGGAGAAGAAGGUGCCCGGGUAUUUAGCAAAAUCACAGUACAAAGGGCUAUCCUAGAGAAAAAUAGAGAGAAAUCAGAACUUGAGGAAAUCAUGGAGCGACGCCAAGAGAGGAUUGAUUCUUCUAUUUAAGUUAUUUUGAUUUAUUUCAACUUGUAGUCACAUAUAUUUACUUGUAGGAAAAAGGGAAAAGAGGAAAAAUAUAACAGAGUAUCUCUUCAAGUGAGACUGUUGGGACUAUCAAUGUACAUUGCUAUUCAGACCAACUGUUCCUUCAGCAAUAUUGACAAAGGGAACACUCAACUCCCUCAUUAAUUUGACAAAGCAUUGGGAAAGAAGCUGUGUUAUUGAAUGAAGUAUUAUAUUUUUAUAUUGCUAUAUUUUAUACAUGAUGUUACGUCUAUGAUUUCAGAGCAUGAGGAUGACCAUAUUUCUGCUCUAAGCAAAGGUUGGAUUGAAGCAAAACAACCCAAUCAAUCUACGCAGUACCUUUUCUCUGUGGCCCAUCAAUGCAUCCAGAACUGGCUGGAAAUACCGUUUGUUAUUAGCCAGCAAACCCAUGUGCUUUGAAGCCUACAUGCUUCCAAAUCUUCUGCUAGUUUUGUACAAAACUCAGUAAAACCUGUAUCUAGCAUGCAGUGGGGAAAUCUUCUGCAUCACCUUUGCUACAUAGAAAAACUUACCAUUAGCGGUCAAGAUCUUUACAUUUGCCUUCUUUUUUUCCUAAAAUUAUUUCCCCCCCCCCCCCAACUGCUUUAAAAAAAAAUUACAUGCAAUCAAAAAAGUUCUUGGGGAAAAUACUUUGCACUGUAGUAAGUCAGGUUCAUCCAGUGGUAGUUUAAUGAUUAACUGCUUCAUUUAUAUUGAAAGUGAUAGCAUUCUUUGCUUGCAAAAACACAUCUCUCCUUUCUUUGCAUAGGCUUUUCUAUAGGCUUUGUCCGCUCGUGUAUGCACACACGACUUGAAUGACCUUGAAUACUUUGCACCUGCCCAGGCUUGACCCCACUUACCUUUGUUCUGAUCCUGAAGUGAUCAUGUGAGGCAUCCCUGAUAAUUUCAACAGCAAAUCCAAAUAGUCACAGCAUUCCAAUUGUCUUGUGAAAAGGACUGUCAAGGCAUAUAAAAGAGUGCAUAACUGACCUGGCCCAUAGCCAUGUAUAUAAAAACAUGUUUAUUAUUUAUUAGUAUAAGGAGAUACCUGGAGUUCUACAGUCCAAGGCUGUACAUAUUUAUUCAUGUGUUUAGAACCAAAGCCUCAUGGGAAGAGCCCUCAGACUGCUCUGACAGUGGACUCUCUGGUAGCUCUGCAAAUACAGAUGCAGCAAGAUGGAAGAGAGAACAGCAUUUCAUUUGGUUUUUUCCCCCCUAGACUUUUUCUUUUCCCAUUUUCUUUUGUGCCUAUUUUCUUUUUAAGUCAAGAGGAAGAAGUUGUUCUCCACCAUCUUCAAAAUUGGUGUAGAUUAAGAUUAGGUUUAGGGCAUGUCAGGCGCCCCCAAAAGACUACCUAUAAGUUUUCAGGAUAUUCCCUGCUUCCAUUUCCCCCAACAUUAAACUUCAGGUGUUAACAAAAAAUUUUUAACAUUUUUACAGAGGUUGGCAAAGAAUAUUCAAGGUAGAUCUCUCCACUCCAGAGAAAAAUUGAAGAAGUCUCCCAAAUACUCUUCCAAGGGAGUAAUCCAAAGAAAUACAAUUUAGAAAUCAGUGUGUUUCUUUGUUUUAAUACAUUAUCACUAAACUAUAUAUAGACCAGAAUAAAGGGCUGUAAUUAUUCUCAGUAACACAUGGCAAAAAUCUCCAAAAUAAAGGUGGACUAAAAUGAAAGCCAAACAAAUAAAUUCACUUUUGCUGAUUGGCAUGGCUUUAGGAUGCUUUUCUUAUCCUUUUUAUCCUAGGGAUAAGACAAAAUUAGCUCUUUGUUUGGGCACUACUUGAUUCAUAGGAAGCUUCAGUAUCACCCAAUUAAUAAUGAUUAAUCAAAAUACAAGGAAGAACCCAACAUAUAAUUCCAAUCUGAUGGGAUUCUCAAUAUUCCAAAUGCAUUCAAACUAUGCAAUCUGCUUUAAUCUGGAGAAGGAUGCCCAAUGUAUGGUUCAUGAGACAAUUUAUUUUGAUUCCAGGAACUCCUCUAAUGAAUAUAAACUUUCAUAAAAGCUAAAUUUAUGAGCCAUCUGGACAGGAAGAAAUAUGAAAUUAGAACAUGGCACCUUAUCCACUUGACACCAUUACUCUUUUAUAAUUUUUAAAAUCCAGAACAAGUUGGUGAAAAUUUAUAUUUGGUGGCUAAGUUUUUAAUAGGUUCAUCACACUAAGUUACAGGUGCCACUAUGUCUCCUAUCUUUUGUAAAGUAAAGCUCAGCUUUGCUUAAUUAGGCAUAAGCCAAAAUCCAUAAUCAGUUGUGAUUCUCAGAUGCUUUUCUUUUUCUGCCUCAAUUAUGUAAUUGGCUGCUUACAUCCCCAGUGGGAAGCUAUUUAGCCAAAAUCAAAGUAUGCAAUUGAAGUGGGACUGUAGACUUAUGAAAAUUGCUGUAGUCAGUGUAGGUGAACACAACUCCGUUCAAACUGCAAAUCAGUAUAUAAUAUAUUAGCUGCUAAAAUUUCAUUUACAUAUAUUUUGAAUCUGAAAAUAUAUAAAUCUUGAAAUUGUUAAACAUGGAGGUAUAUAUAUCAUUCAAAAAAUGUGUAUUAUUCUGCAGGUUGAGAAAUUUGUGAAACCAAGCCUUUAAAGAAAGCAUACUUUGUUGCUUAAUGUUCCUCUAUCUACUACUACUAUUUAUACAUUAGCCGGAAUGGUUUAUCUGUACAUAACUAUGUAGACAAUGUUCUUAACAAAGGUGAAAGAAAAAAACUUUUGUGGAGAUAUUGCUAAAUAAAAAUAAGGUCACAUUAAGUAUUUUAAAGGUAGCGUGCAGAGAUAAUUUAAAUCAUACUUUAAAAUCAGAAAAAAAUUAUAUGUGAAGCUGACAAAUAUAUAAGCAACAGCUGGUGCACUUACUUAUACACCAGAUAUAGAGCAGGCAAAAUUAACUAUCGCUUAUCGUAUGGAAUAUUAAUAAUAUGGUAAAGUCAAACAAAAUAAUAUAGAUAUUUAGAAUGCCUAAUAGGAAGAAUAAACAAUAAAUGUAAGAAAUAAAUGGCUAUGUUCUCACUUUUAAAUGUACAUUAAUAGCUGUAGAUUUUAAUUCACAAAAAUACAUGAUUAUCACCAUUAAGGAACAAUUCCAUGAGAGAGAAAGAAAUCAAAGCAACACAACUACUUUUACAGUGUAUUACCUAUGUAUAUGAUAGGAGGACUGAAGUGACAUUAUCCUGUCUUUCAUUUGACAUUUUACAACUCUGUAAACAUCUUUUCUCUUAAUUGAAGUGAAAUACAUUUCUCUGGCUCUUAUUUCCCAAUGACAUGUCAGAACAGAAGGGCUUUGGAUCCUCUAAAUCCACAGCCCGUCUUGGCAUGUUUGACUUUUCUCUGUCUGAAGGUAUUAGAGUAUAAAUAAUUCCAUCAGUGACUUUUCUGCGGUAGCCAAUAGGAAGCUUAGAAGACUGAAUCACCUCCUACUUGGAGCAAUCACUUUCCUCUCUGCUAUUGGAGGAGGUCCGCCAAACACACUCUAUGGCAGAUGUAGUUGGAAGACUCUCCUAUAUCAUAUUAAUGGAGCAAGCACAAUCCUCAUUGCAUCACACACCCCAGAAAACUGCUGAAGAGAGACUAGUUUCUUUUUUGAUUUAUUCGGAAGUAUUUGAAGCAUAUCAAAUUGAGUAUAUAUAUUUAUGUCUGAAGAUAUGCCUAACCAAAGAUGCUUUCAUUAGUAUUGCUGAAUUGUCUGUAUGUACUAUAAAUGAAAUGGCAAGUUGGUUGAAAAUUAAUAUUAAUUCUAAAAUGUAUCCUUAUGUAAAAUAUGAAUGGAAAUUUUAAUGCUUUGCUUUACUGUAUCUAUGCUUCAUUUGUCGCACAAUUUGCAUGAUUUCAACCAAAAAUGGGAAAUUUGAGAUUUUUAAUACAUGUCCUCUCUUGCAUAUUAAAACUAUCUACCAGCA